Messenger RNA from Cygnus atratus (black swan), 1829 nucleotides. RefSeq names its product UFM1 specific peptidase 2 (gene UFSP2). Bases 149 to 1537 code for a protein of 462 amino acids. The transcript is spliced from 12 exons. The record is from RefSeq and is a predicted model, not a curated record. NCBI's taxonomy places the organism in Eukaryota, Metazoa, Chordata, Aves, Anseriformes, Anatidae.
UCUUUCCGGUGUUUUAUUCGCAGAGCAAUUAAUGAAGUAUUUCUUUUGGGGGCUGCUAGAUUAAGCACGAUUUAGCCUCUUGGGGGCUGUCGCAUUUUUGUUCCUCCGUCCUGGCACGGCUGUUCUUGCCGCGGUAAACAUCGAAGCCAUGGACAUACUCUUUCGAAUAAGAGGAGGCUUGGAUUUGGCAUUUCAGCUAGCAACUACCGAUGAGGCAUCAGCAAAAAAGGCAUUAAGAUAUGUGUUCAGUGAUCUUGCAAACAAGCUGUCCUCAGAUGUUCUUGUGUUAAGAAUUUGCCAUAGUCCAGUCUAUGUGUGGCCUAACAGUGGUAUCAACACUGUUCCAGAGCUGACUGAUGAUUCUGCUUGUAAAGAGAUAAAACGAUUUAUACACCUUGAUCAAGAUGAUGAGACCCGACGAAAGCUUGGCAAAAAAAAGGAUAAAAAGCUACAAGAUAUGCAGCAGAUAAUCAAUAUAGACCUCAUGUUAGAGAUGACAUCUUCACUAGAUGCUUUGGCUCCAGUCAUUGAAAGGGAAAAUAAAGAACACCACUACAUUAAUAUGACUUUACCAGUUGAUGUUGUUUUGUCUGUUUCUCCAGAAGAAACAUGGGGAAAGGUACAAAAUCUCCUGGUGAAAGCAAUUCACAAGCAAUUAACUGAUAUGGAAAGAUGUAUCAUGAAAUAUAUGAAGGGAACGUCAAUUGUGGUACCAGAACAAUUUCAUUUCAUGUUACCAGGAAAAACUCACCUUGUAACAAUCUCAUAUCCUACAGGUAUUUCAGAUGAUCAGCUGGAAUGUUACAGAAAGGAGUUACACGAGUUGUUCAACCUACCGUGUGACAGACCGUACUUGAAGAGAGCAAAUGCUUACCAUUUUCCAGAUGAACCAUAUAAAGAUGGCUAUCUCAGAAACCCCCAUUUACAUCUUAAUUCACCUGGGACAGAGUCUGGUAUGGUUUAUUUAGUACAUGGUACAUACAGCUAUCAUCACUAUAUGCAGGAUCGCAUUGAUGACAGUGGCUGGGGCUGUGCUUAUCGGUCUCUGCAGACUGUCUGCUCGUGGUUCAGGCACCAAGGUUACAUAAAUGCACCUAUACCAACACACAAGGAAAUUCAGCAGGCGCUGGUUGAUGCCGGAGACAAACCUGCAGCGUUUGUUGGGUCACGGCAAUGGAUUGGCUCUAUUGAGGUACAGCUUGUUCUGAAUCAACUUUUUGGAAUAACAUCAAAAAUACUGUUUGUCAGCCAGGGUUCUGAACUAGCUUCGCAGGGAAGAGAGCUUGCUAAUCAUUUCAAGACUGAAGGAACUCCGAUUAUGAUUGGUGGAGGUGUUUUGGCUCACACGAUAUUAGGAGUGGCUUGGAAUGAGAUUACAGGGCAAAUAAAAUAUUUGAUUCUAGACCCACAUUACACUGGAGGAGAAGAUCUACAUGUUAUUGUGGAAAAGGGUUGGUGUGGAUGGAAGGGCCCAGACUUCUGGAACAAGGAUGCCUACUACAACCUGUGCCUACCUCAGCGACCAAAAACUGUUUAAAUUCCACUCUUGGGCUGGAACAUGCUAAGCCAGACUACUAGCAGAUAUCUAGAUAUAACUUGUCUUGUUAGUUAGACUAAUGCUUUCAGGUGAUCAAAACCCAGAUGAAAUAGAAAUAUUACUUACAUAAUUUAAAUCAAGAUUUUUUUUUUAAUGAAACCUCUGAAAAACAAGGGAAUUACAUGCUGUGAACUGUAUUUCCUACAACUGUUUAUCGAGUAACUUAUACUCUUUCCUUUUGGCUAAGAUAACUUUGUUUAUAUAGCAAUUUUAUGCUAAAAAGCUUUACAGA